AUGGAAUCUCAGCAUUCGGUCUCUCCAAUUUGGAAUAGAGAGAAGGGUAUUGGGGGUUACGAUGAAGAGAAAUGGACUAACCUUGAAUGCUACAAUUCCUACGAGAACUCCAAGUGCGAAGUAGAUGAAGGCAACGAUGAGCCAAAUAAUUCCCCAGACUGUAAAUCGCAGUUAAUACGUAUCACUUUGUCAGGAAAUGAUCCAUCAAACGAGUGCAAAGAGAUUGCCCGAAAGUUAGACAUGAAGGAAUACCUACCAUACAUGCAGCUCAUCACGCCUAUAAAUAGGACAAGGAAUCUCAAGGCGAUAGAUUCCUUGAUAAACCAAAAGGCAAUGAUGAUACCAGCAAAACUUAAUAUAAGCACCCAGCUCCUACAAAGGAUAUAUCAGUAA
Acaulospora colombiana is the source of this 393-nucleotide messenger RNA. The record is from the annotation of a GenBank genome assembly. Lineage: Eukaryota; Fungi; Glomeromycota; Glomeromycetes; Diversisporales; Acaulosporaceae.